AUGACUACUGUUGAAAAGACGAUAGAUUUACGUAAUAAAGAUGAUGAUGAUGAUGAUGAUAACGGUGAUGGCGAAGAAGAAGAAGUAGAAGUAGAAACUGAAGAUGAGGACGAAGAUGACAACGAAAGUGAAGAGGCAGAAGAUGAAAGUGAAAAUGAACAAAGUGAAGCUUUCAAAAAAGUUGAAAGUGAAAUGAUAAAAGUUGAUAAGGAAUGCGAAGGAAUGACAGAAGCAACAAAAGCAGUUUUAGCUGCAAAGAAACGACAAGAAGAGGAAUACCGUUUGCAAUAUGAAGUACGUCGAAAAGAAGAACGUGAACGAGUAGAGCAAGAAUUGAGAAGUCUACGUGAAAAACAAGAAAGACGUCGACGUGAGCGUGAACAAGAAGAAAAAGAAUUAGCCGAGAAAAUGCGCUUAGCUGAAGAGAAACAUCGUCAAGAAGAAGAGGAGAGUAAAGCACGAAUGGAAGCACAAAAACGAAAACGUGAAGAAGAACGAUGCAAAAAGCAGGCGAUGCUUGCCGGUUCAUUGGCUGGUAUCGUUUCAUCCGGUAAUAACUGUAAUCCUAAUUUUGUCAUUCAGAAACCGGAAAAAACAGAGCGAAAUAAAAAUGAUAAAGCGAGAGAAGAAAAAGAAGAAGCUAAACGUGCUUAUAUGGCAACGGUAAACCAAAAACCGGACGUUUCUCACUUAUUGAUAAACGAUUUGAAAAUUAAAAUUCAUGAAUUGCACUCACGUAUUUGCAAAUUAGAAGCACUCAAAUAUGAUCUUGAAAAACGACAUGAACGACAACUUUAUGAUUUGAAAGAAUUACAUGAACGUGAAAAACAAGUGGCACGCCAUCGUGCCCUGCAACGAGGACUUGAUCCAAAUGAAGCAGCAGCGUCACCACAUCCUCCGAAGAUUAAUGUUGCAUCCAAGUUUGAUCGGCAAUUCGAUCGUCGAUCCUAUGGUGACCGUCGAAUAAUAUUUGAAAAACCUCCAGUUGAAAAAGCACUACCAAUCGUUCACGGUACCGCACGACCGCCACCGGAAUGGGGACGUACGGAAAAUGAAGAGUUGGAACAGCUUCGAAAAAUUAUUGAGCCACGCAAAUAUGUAGAAGAAAUAAAAGUAACAAAUGUUCGACCACCCAUCGAUCCCAUUCCAUUAUCGCUACCACAAAUAGAUUGA
Molecule: messenger RNA, 1173 nt
Organism: Brugia malayi
Lineage: Eukaryota; Metazoa; Nematoda; Chromadorea; Rhabditida; Onchocercidae
Product: Troponin T, putative
Exons: 9
Coding region: 1-1173 (390 amino acids)
Biological process (GO): sarcomere organization; muscle contraction; regulation of muscle contraction
Cellular component (GO): troponin complex
Molecular function (GO): tropomyosin binding
Source: RefSeq, a predicted model, not a curated record